AUGAACGGAUAUCAAACGGAGCGAAGCUCCUACGACGACGAGACGUCCAGCGUAACGACGCCAAUUUCAAGCAACGGCGACCAUGCUAUAGUGGACGGAUUUGAAAAGGAUGGGGUCAAUGGAUAUGAACAGACCGGCCACCAGCUCGAACCGAUGGAUCCCAACGAUGCGCCGAAUGGAUCGCUUGCCGACCUCAAGGACCCGAUUCAAGUACACCUGCUCACCGAAACUGCGCUCUCCGACAGCAAAGAAUAUGAAAUACUAUCUCAAGAAGAGGUUGAUAGGCUGAAGAAACAGUGUCAGUUGCUGAGCCAGCGGGUAGAGUCCACCAGGUCCAACCUAGCGAUCCAAUCGAAAUAUCGAGAUGCGGCGGUGUCCAUGGCCAAACUCUACGCGGCCGGCAAAUCCGAAGAAGAGCUUCUAGACGAUCCCAGAGCUAAGGAAGUGGAGCUAGAGAGGGAGACGACGGAGAAGAAAUGCGAGGAAUUGUCGCGCGAGCUUUUCAACCUUGAGAAGAACCUCAUUGGGCCUCAGAGGCGCCUACUUCAGCAUACGGCUGGUAUCCUCCAGCUAACCCACAAGGCAUCCAAAAGGGCGGCAGCACGAGCUUUGCAAAACAACAAUGAGGUUCCUGGCAGCCCCGAGAGCUUGUACACCUAUUCUCAAAGCCGAGAUAGUCUAGCGCAAGUUGUGGACGAAGACUAUUUUGAAGACCCAAGCCUUUACCAGCUCGAUUCACUCCAUGGGCUGCAGACUGGGCAUCUAAAAUCGGCAAUCGAUAUCCCCUUGAAGUCACCGGUCCGAGAACAGGCUACUCAUCUUCGGGGGGAGAUCGACAAAGCUCGGGAGGAAAAUGCCUUGUUGGUGAAUCUUGUUGCCGAUAUGGAGCAAAAGCUGGAGAGUCUAAGCCUCUCCCUUCGAGAAACCAUCGUCAAGUUCAACCCCGAAGUGAACGGCGACUACCUAGACCCUCCCAGAGAACUAGCCACGGGUGAUUCAAAGCCUGGUGAUAUGCUCAGGAAACAGAUUGACUACCUCGAGAGUGGCCUUGUCGCUGUGCAAGCAGAACAGGAGUCUUUUAUCAGUAGCGGCGGCGGCAACAACCACAACAACGCUGGCAGCAGUAAUUAUCUCCUAGAUGAUGGUGCUGAGCAGAUUGAGUCCGUUUUGGUUGGUCUUUGGAACAGGAUGCAAUCUGGUUUCGCCGCAAAGAAGCAGCAAAAUGAGGAGCGCCGAAAACAACGGGCAGAAAAAGGAUUGGUUGAUGAUGAUGACACAUCCGACGAUGAUGCGUUUGAUGCAGAUGAAACUUACAGCCUGAUUGCCUUCUCAUCCAAGGUUGAGUGGCUUUAUUCUCGAGCCUCAACGUUGAAGGACCAGAAAUCUGUGCUCAAGAGACAGAUUAAACAGCAGCGUGAGCUCAACAACAAGACCGACGCCGAAAAAGAUGAGGAGAUUGAGAGAAGGCAGGAUGAACUGGACCAGACUCGCUUCUUACUCGAACGAGCCGAGAAGGAUGCCAUGGACGCCCAGACUAUGUUGGCCGAUGCUCUACAGGAUCUUGAAAAGGCUCAGGGAUCAUCAUCUGGCAUUAGUGAAGAAGAGCUACACAAGCAUACUGUCAAGAUAGAGUCCCUGGAAGCCGAGAUUGCCACGCUACACAAAAAGAUCGAAUCCUUUGAAUCCGAAAUCGAGGACCGAGACGCAAAACUAGACGCCCUAGAUUCUGAGGUUGAAGCAAGCAAUGCAAGGGCAGACGCCUUGGAGACUGAGACCCAAGCACACAAAGCUCGGGUUGAUUCUCUUGAGGCAGAAAUCCAGGCUCGUAAUGAUCGUAUCGAGGCUCUUGAGGCGGAAAUUCAUACGCGCAGCACACGGGCGGAAUCGCUAGAGGCUGAAAUUCUCGCACACGGCAUCCGCGUUGAGUCGCUAGAGGCUGAAGUUCAAGCACGCAGCACUCACAUUGAUUCCCUUGAGGAUAAGAUUCAAGGUCACAAUUCGAACAUUGCAUCUCUUGAGGCAGAGAUCCAGUCACGAGACGCGCAAAUCAGAUCUCUGGGGGCUGAUCUUCAAGCACACAGUGAAAGAGGUGGAUCGUUUGAGGCCCAAAUUGCUGCGCUGGAAGCCGAGAACAAGAAAUUUGUCGAGUUAAGCUCGCAGCUCGAUGGCGCCUCCAAGGAGAAGGCAGCAGCCGAAGAAAUGGCCAGAGCUCUGCAACAAGAGGUGGAGAAUAUCAAGGCAAGCCACGCCAACAAGGACAAGGAAAUUGCUCAAAAGGAUGCGGAUCUAGAGCAGUUGAAUAUGACACUGGUGGAAAUCAAGACGGAGCUCACAUUCGCUAGGGCGGAGCUGGACGGCGCGUAUGGUUCUCGCGCCGAGCGUGCGGCGGAUGCGGCAGCACUGAGCAACCAAGAAGAAGUCGUCAAGCUGACAGGCCAGGUUGAAAGACUCAAGAAGGAGUUGGCAGGAACCGUGCAAGAUCUAGAGGCGAUUACCAAGGAGACGAUUGGAGCGGAGCGCGAGAAGAUUGACCUUGAACAAAAGGUCGAUGAGGCCCUCUCUGCCAAGAACAGCUUGGAGGCAGAUCUCGAGAAGUCUCGACAUCUGAUCGCGAAGUUGCAGGAGGACCUUGAUAGCGAACGGUUCAAGGUCGGUGUCUCACAGGGAGGUGUAACAAAGGUUGGCGCUGGUGCAGCUCUGCUCAGCGAACAGUUCAGGAUAUCAAUGAGAGAGGAGCGGAAGAGGUUCCACGAGGAUAUCAAGGAGGAACGCGCCAAGUACCGAAAGCUAGAAGAGGAGUACAUUCGGCUGAAAAAGAGCAACGCAGCGAGCAAUGCUCCUCCAAGUCCACGAUAA
Molecule: messenger RNA, 2856 nt
Organism: Trichoderma virens Gv29-8
Lineage: Eukaryota; Fungi; Ascomycota; Sordariomycetes; Hypocreales; Hypocreaceae
Exons: 3
Coding region: 1-2856 (951 amino acids)
Source: RefSeq, a predicted model, not a curated record